Molecule: messenger RNA, 495 nt
Organism: Cavenderia fasciculata
Lineage: Eukaryota; Evosea; Eumycetozoa; Acytosteliales; Cavenderiaceae
Product: saposin B domain-containing protein
Exons: 3
Coding region: 1-495 (164 amino acids)
Biological process (GO): lipid metabolic process
Source: RefSeq, a predicted model, not a curated record
AUGUUCUUUGUUUUGGUUGCUAUCACCGCAAUCAAUGCUAUCCCAUUCAAGAUCAACAACGGUCUUGGUGCUACUCCAGUAGAAUGCGAUCUUUGUCAACUUACAGUCAACGUCACUGAACACUUGAUCAAGACUCAAAACUACACCAAAGAACAAGUCGAAACUGAAUUAAAGAAGAUUUGCAACAUCGUUCCUGCCAAUAUGACCAAGGAAUGUAAUUUGUUCAUGUUACUCACUGCUCCACUCAUCACUGAUGCUUUGUUCAAUGGUGAAAGUUCAACUGAAUUGUGCACCAAGUACAAGCUCUGCGCCCCAGUUCCAUCCGAAGAAGCAAGAGUACACGUUGCUGCUCGUAGAUUCAACCCACAAUUGGUCAACAAGAUCAAGACUCAAGGUUCUGUCCUCUCUGAAAAGAUCAAGGCCAACCUCCAAAAGGUCAACAUUCAAAACGACAAGGCUGAAAUCAUCAAAAACAUUAGAAAGACUUUUGAAUAA